Molecule: messenger RNA, 3562 nt
Organism: Elaeis guineensis (African oil palm)
Lineage: Eukaryota; Viridiplantae; Streptophyta; Magnoliopsida; Arecales; Arecaceae
Source: RefSeq, a predicted model, not a curated record
CAUUUUUUCUAUAUUCUUCUUUGUUUUGGUUGUUUUUCGUCAGUGUGGGAUUGUGUGAAUCUUAAUCGUGUGGGGGAAUAGUGAAGUUUUGAUAGACUUGGAGCGGCAGGAAGUUUAGACGAUGGGUGGUUUUUUAAUUUGUGAAAUUGUGUGAACUGAGAAUAUGGGAUCUGUGACUACACAUUUUGUGUGAUAACUGAGAAUCAUAGGUUACAUGAUUUUUAAGUAUAAAUCAAUGAAUUUAUUUGUCGAAAAAACAAACACUGAAUUUAAUGAUAAAAAUAUAUUGCGAUGAGAUAUUAGAAAAAAUUGAAAAAAUUAAUAUGUAAGAAUUUAUAGUUUAGCCACUGAUGAAUAGCUUCUUCCUGCCACCAAUGAACUGAUGCUGGUAGGAUUUCAGGAACUUAAGGGAUCCAUUAAGGGAUCCCCUAAAACCCUAACCCUAAAUACUCCUACCCCAAAUAGCCCUCGUACUCUCCCGCUCCCUUCCUCCCAUCCGCCCCGCAUCCACCGCCUCCUCCCCUCCCGUGAAGACUCGUACUCUCCCGCUCCCUUCCUCCCAUCCGCCCCGCAUCCACCGCCUCCUCCCCUCCCGUGAAGACCUGCCGCCUGAUCCCGUGCACGUGUCAACACGUGCACGUGUCAACACGUGCACGUGUCGAGGUAAAAACCGGCAUCUAUUCUAUUCAGCCACCGCUUUGCGGACCUGAUAACUUGGACUCGCUAUCGUCUCAUCUUCCGAGAACUCCGAAGUUUCCAAUCGUCUUUGUUUCUUUCUUUCUGACCCAUAGAAUUUUCCAAUCGUCUCUGUUUCUUUCUUUCUGACCCAUAGAAUUUUCCGGUACGAAUUCCUCUUUCCUUCCCAACUCGCACGCAUCUUUUUCUUUUUGUUAAUUUCAUUAUAAAUACCGGGGGAAUGUUUGGUUCGUUGGUUGCCUCUGAUUGAUGAUUCAAGAAACAUUGAGGAAUAUUCAUUUCAGGUUGAUUGAUGAUUCAAGAAACAUUGAGGAAUCUUCAUUUCAGGGGAGAUAAGGAUUAAGGAUGAGGCUGUUGAAGGUGGCGACUUGUAAUUUGAACCAAUGGGCUAUGGAUUUCGACACCAAUCAGCGGAAUAUCAAGGAAUCGAUCUCUCAAGCAAAGGAGGCAGGAGCUGCAAUUAGAAUGGGUCCGGAGCUUGAGAUUACUGGUUAUGGCUGUGAAGAUCAUUUUCUCGAGCAGGAUACUGUGAUGCAUUCUUGGGAAUGUUUGAAGGAUAUAUUGUCAGGUGAUUGGACCGAAAACAUAUUAUGCAGCAUAGGAAUGCCUAUGAUUCAUGAAAGUGUGCGGUACAACUGCCAGGUUUUAUGUUUGAACCGAAGGAUAGUCAUGAUCCGCCCAAAGAUGUGCCUUGCAAAUGAUGGAAACUACAGGGAAUUCAGAUGGUUCUCAGCCUGGACAUUUAAGGACAAGCUUAUUGAUUUCCAACUCCCGACUGAUAUUGCUGAGGCUAUAUCACAAAAUUCAGUACCCUUUGGUUAUGGAUAUAUUCAGCUUCUGGAUGCAUCUGUUGCUGCUGAAACAUGUGAAGAGCUCUAUACUGCUGAUGCUCCUCGUAUUGCACUAGCAUUGAAUGGUGUUGAGGUCUUUAUGAAUGCAAGUGGAAGCCACCACCAGCUAAGAAAGCUUAAUCUACGGCUUGAUGCAAUAAAAAAUGCAACCUGUUUCUGUGGAGGUGUUUACAUGUACGGUAAUCACCAGGGAUGUGAUGGUGGCCGACUUUACUAUGAUGGAUGUUCUUGCAUUGCUGUGAAUGGAGAUGUGGUUGCUCAAGGAUCUCAAUUUUCCUUGAAGGAUGUUGAAGUUUUGAUUGCCCAAGUAGAUCUGGAUGCGGUUUCUAGUUAUCGAGGAUCGAUAAGUAGUCUUAGAGAGCAAGCAAGCCACAAAGCAAAGGUUCCAUCGGUGAAGGUGCCCUAUAAACUUUGUCAAUCAUUUAAGCUUGGAAUGCUUCCCACCAGUCCAGUGGAGAUUAAGUAUCACUGUCCUGAGGAAGAGAUUGCAUUUGGACCUAGUUGUUGGCUAUGGGAUUAUCUACGAAGAAGUGGAGCAUCUGGGUUUUUGCUUCCUCUUUCUGGUGGGGCAGAUAGUUCUGCUGUUGCAGCAAUUGUUGGCUGCAUGUGCCAACUCGUAAUAAAAGAUAUUGAAAAUGGAGAUGAACAAGUAAAAGCUGAUGCACUACGGAUUGGCCAAUACAAAAAUGGAGAGUUCCCAACUGACAGCAAAGAAUUUGCCAAGCGAAUAUUUUACACUGUUUAUAUGGGAACCGAAAAUAGUUCUGAGGAUACUAGAUCACGUGCUAAGAAGCUAGCAGAUGAGAUUGGUUCAUGGCACUUAGAUGUGCCUAUAGAUAGUGUUGUUUCUGCUUUGCUUUCUUUGUUCCAAACGCUAACAGGGAAGCGCCCACGUUACAAGGUUGAUGGAGGAUCAAAUGCAGAGAAUCUAGGGUUACAAAACAUUCAAGCUCGAGUUCGAAUGGUGCUAGCCUUUAUGCUAGCAUCUCUUAUGCCAUGGGUUCAUAGUAAGUCUGGAUUUUACCUUGUAUUAGGCAGCUCGAAUGUGGAUGAAGGACUACGUGGUUAUUUAACCAAGUAUGAUUGCAGCUCAGCAGAUAUAAAUCCCAUUGGGAGUGUGAGUAAGCAGGACCUUCGGUCUUUUCUACGCUGGGCUGCAAUUCAUCUCAACUAUUCUUCUUUGGCAGAAGUUGAAGCAGCUCCUCCAACAGCAGAACUGGAACCAAUUCGUUCGAACUAUAAUCAGUUGGAUGAAGUAGACAUGGGGAUGACAUAUGAGGAAUUGUCAAUUUAUGGACGGCUGAGGAAGAUUUUCCGUUGUGGUCCCGUGUCGAUGUUUCAGAAUCUAUGUCACAAGUGGUGUGGGAGAUUAACACCAUCAGAAGUAGCAGAUAAAGUGAAACACUUCUUCAAAUAUUAUUCAAUCAAUCGGCACAAGAUGACUGUCUUGACACCUUCAUAUCAUGCCGAGAGCUAUUCACCAGAAGACAACAGAUUUGAUCUUCGCCAGUUCCUAUAUAACUCAAGAUGGCCUUAUCAAUUCCGCAAGAUUGAUGAACUUGUCCGAGAGAUGGAUGGAGAUUACAAAGCGGGUAAUCUUCCAGAACUGCUGAGACAGGAAGAUUCAGAUAUUGUCUCAGGCCAGGGGAGUGGCAUGGGAGUUGUGGCUGCAGGAUCUGGCAAUCCGGCCGUUAGUAAGGAAUAAGAUAGAAAUGAAUGCAGUUGACUAGCAGAAAUAUUUUAAAGCGAAGAUUUCAGCCUGAAUGUCUGACGUGAAGGAAGCUCCAAACUAAGAUUCUUUCAAUACUACAAGAAAAAGAUCUUCAAGGUUGGGAACUAUUGGAUGUUCACAUAUAUCACAGUUGGCCUGCCGAUUCUCAUUUCUGGUCAAGGCCUGUUAAAAUAAUUUAUAAAUUGUAAUCAUAACCAUACAAAGUUUUACAGAACAUUAUAACAAAUGCGAUUUGUAUUUAUUCGAAGGAAAUCAUGUCAAGCAUUUUUUCUUUGUUGGGGGG